ACUGUAUGGAUUUAGCAUUGUAUAAUAUGUUUUUUGAAAUGCUGCGAUUGAGUAUUUUAUUGUCAUUGAUUACUCUUCAGGUAACUUUAAGUGCAUAUGAACCUGAUCUCAUAAAUAAGUUACCUGACCAAAAACAAAACAUCAUCUCUAAACAGUAUGGUGGAUAUAUUACAACAGACAAAAACAAUGGUAGAGCAUUAUUUUACUACUUUGUACAGGCAGAAACCAAUCCCACUUCCAUGCCAUUAGUAUUAUGGCUUAAUGGAGGGCCUGGAUGCUCAUCGCUUGGAUAUGGAGCAUUCAUGGAGCAUGGUCCUUUUAGGCCCAAAGGAAGUGUUUUGGAGAAAAACAUGUACUCUUGGAACAUGGAAGCAAAUCUGCUCUAUGUAGAGAGUCCAGUUGGAGUAGGAUUUUCAUAUUCCAAUACUAGUUCAGACUAUGAGUAUCAAAAUGAUACACUAACCGCUGAAGACAAUUUGGCAUUUCUUUUGAGUUGGUAUGAGAAAUUUCCAGAGUUCAAAGAUGUAGACUUUUAUAUAACAGGAGAGAGCUAUGGAGGACACUAUGUGCCACAAUUAGCAACCCUUGUACUCGAUUACAACAAAAGCCCAAACAUCACACCUAUCAAACUGAAAGGAAUUGCUAUAGGCAAUCCCCUUUUGGAGAUGGAGAUGAGCUUAAAUAAUGGAGAAUUUUUGUGGUCGCAUGGUUUGAUCUCAGACCAAACCUACCAACUGGAAAAGGACGUCUGUAACGCUUCCAGAAUGUUCCUAGAAGUUUAUGUUCUAGGCAAAGAGUCUCAAGCUUGUAUAGAUGUAUAUAACAGGAUAACUGGCGAAAUUGGAAAUGUGAAAGAACAUGAUGUUAUCUUAGGCAGUUGUCUAGCAGCUCAAGUUGAUCAUGCAGUGCAGACAACAGCAUCUGGAAAGCUAGGGGAACUUCAAAAGAAAGUAAGCAGUUUCACUUGAAUGAAAUCAAUCAAU
Messenger RNA from Cryptomeria japonica (Japanese cedar), 983 nucleotides. Its product is annotated as serine carboxypeptidase-like 46. The transcript has 6 exons. Gene Ontology annotation, molecular function: serine-type carboxypeptidase activity. Gene Ontology annotation, biological process: proteolysis. Lineage: Eukaryota; Viridiplantae; Streptophyta; Pinopsida; Cupressales; Cupressaceae. Gene Ontology annotation, cellular component: vacuole. The record is from RefSeq and is a predicted model, not a curated record. Bases 6 to 968 code for a protein of 320 amino acids.